Triticum aestivum (bread wheat) is the source of this 2325-nucleotide messenger RNA. RefSeq names its product probable pectate lyase 8. The transcript has 7 exons. Lineage: Eukaryota; Viridiplantae; Streptophyta; Magnoliopsida; Poales; Poaceae. The record is from RefSeq and is a predicted model, not a curated record. The coding region runs from base 280 to 1725 and encodes 481 amino acids. Gene Ontology annotation, molecular function: pectate lyase activity.
UUAAACACAUCACCCCUUCACUCUGCCGUAUUCGCACGGAGGCCCUCGCUGAGGCAGGCCUAGGGACCUCCCCACGAAAAGACAGAUCUUCAAGGCUCUGCUCUGCUCCUCGGAGGCCCAAGCGAGGGGAGACCGGGGUAUAAAUCGGCGCGGUUCUCGAAGCCCCUCUUCUCCGCCCCGCCCCGCCCCAAAUUUCUCCCCCUUUCCGCUUUCCCUCCCUCCCUCCUUCCACCCAAGCUGCUUUCACAGCGAGAGUGCGCGCGCGCGCUGGGGAAGGCAAUGGCGGAGCAAGCGGGUGCCAGGAGGACGUGGGCCGCGCUGGCGGCGCUCGGGGCCGUCUCCCUGCUCCUCCUCCUCCUCCUCGUCGCCCUCUCCGGCGGCGGCAGCACCGGCGUCGCGGGGCUCUCCGGCGGCAGCAGGCUCCGCUCCGCGUCGACGGCCAAGGUGGUGACCGCGGCGGCGAGCGGCGCCAGGCGGUGGCUGCGGGACUCCACGUCACGGCUUGCGGCCACGACUACAGCGACGGCGGCGAGGGGCGAACGUGCCGACGAUCACGCCGACGGUGCCGCGGCGGUGGCGGUGGAGGACCCGGAAGCGGUGGUCUCGCAAGUGCACAUGUCGAUCAGGAACAGCACCGCCCGGAGGAACCUGGGGUACCUGUCGUGCGGCACCGGGAACCCCAUCGACGACUGCUGGCGCUGCGACUCCGACUGGCACAACAACCGGCAGCGCCUCGCCGACUGCGGCAUCGGCUUCGGCCGCAACGCCAUCGGCGGCCGCGACGGCAAGAUCUACGUGGUCACCGACGCGGGCGACGACGACCCCGUGAACCCCAAGAAGGGCACGCUGCGCUACGCCGUCAUCCAGGACGAGCCGCUGUGGAUCAUCUUCAAGCGCGACAUGGUCAUCACUCUCUCCCAGGAGCUCAUCAUGAACAGCUUCAAGACCAUCGACGGCCGCGGCGCCAACGUGCACAUCGCCAACGGCGCCUGCAUCACCAUCCAGUACGUCACCAACGUCAUCAUCCACGGCCUCCACAUCCACGACUGCCGCCCCACCGGCAACGCCAUGGUGCGCAGCUCGCCCAGCCACUACGGGUGGCGCACCAUGGCCGACGGCGACGCCGUCUCCAUCUUCGGCGCCAGCCACGUCUGGGUCGACCACUGCUCCCUCUCCAACUGCGCCGACGGCCUCGUCGACGCCAUCAUGGGCUCCACCGCCAUCACUGUGUCCAACAACUACUUCACCCACCACAAUGAGGUGAUGCUGCUGGGUCACAGUGACUCCUACCUCAAGGACAAGGCAAUGCAGGUCACCAUAGCUUUCAACCAUUUCGGGGAAGGGCUCAUCCAGAGGAUGCCAAGGUGCAGGCAUGGUUACUUCCAUGUGGUGAACAAUGACUACACCCACUGGGAGAUGUACGCCAUCGGAGGGAGCGCCGAGCCGACCAUCAACAGCCAGGGGAACCGCUACCUCGCCCCAACCAACCCUUUUGCCAAAGAGGUGACAAAGAGAGUCGAGACCGCUCAGACCACCUGGAAGGCCUGGAACUGGAGAUCAGAGGGUGAUAUGCUGCUGAACGGCGCCUUCUUCACCCCAUCGGGGGCAGGCGCCUCAGCCAGCUACUCGCGCGCUUCCAGCCUCGGUGCCAAGUCCUCAUCCAUGGUCGCCACCAUCACCUCUGGGGCGGGCGCCCUGUCGUGCCACAAGGGCUCUUCCUGCUAGCACAGCACAGCGCCUCGACAAGGACGACAACAACAGAAAAGAGAACACCACCCCCAAGAUAUACUUACUAGAAGCUAAAAAAGAAGCUACCUGCCGGAACAUGGAUCACGGUUACAGUUUUUCUUUUCCCUUUGCCCUUCUUUUUUGACGACGGCUGCCUACAUAUAUGUUGAAAAGUUCGCCAUUCCGCUGUCAACCUCCCCCUGCAUGCCUCUCGGCCGCUGUCAAGAAACGCCCCCGGAGCAGCAGGCGAGAAGCGUUGCUGAUUGAUUCGUUGGUCGCUCGGCGUCCUAUAGUCCCCUGAGUGUGUCUGUGUGUGUUGUGCUUUUGUGCCAGAUGAUGAGAAUGAUGCUGGCUGUUUUGUUGUUGUUGUCAACUGAAAAACCGCUAGGAUGAUUACCGCAACAAGUGUGUGUGUGUGUGUGUGUGUGUGUGUGUGUGUGUGUAUGCCUGGAAGAUGGGCUGGCUGGUUAAAAUGGUACUGCUACUACCGCUGUAAGAUACUACUAGUGCUCCUGGAUCUGGAUGGCUUUUAUCUGACUUGUCCGGUGCAAAUUGAAACAAGGAUUAAUUAAUCUGUUGAGCAUCUAUUUUGGUUUA